Molecule: messenger RNA, 378 nt
Organism: Drepanopeziza brunnea f. sp. 'multigermtubi' MB_m1
Lineage: Eukaryota; Fungi; Ascomycota; Leotiomycetes; Helotiales; Drepanopezizaceae
Source: RefSeq, a predicted model, not a curated record
AUGAUUUUAUUCAACGCCUUCGCCGUCACACUUACUCUUAUGCUUUCUCCUGCCGCUGUUAUGGCAGAAGUAGCACGAAAUCCUUUGAUCAAACUAUGCAAAGAUCCCGCGUUCGUUGACUGCUACGAGCCUCCUGCCGACUACCUCAAGUGCGUGGAUGUCCGAACCGAUUUCAUCGAUACAAUCACGUCUCUCGAUACCUACGACAAGGUGUGCUACUUUUACGAGGACCUCUCUUGCCUGGGCGCGAGGCUUGGUCACACCGGUAAAAUGCCAGGCCUGCAUGUGAGCGAAUAUACCUAUCUCAACGAUGCCAUCUCUUCUUUCAAGUGCGGUAUUGCAGAAGAGGUGGAAGUACCAAAGCCAAGAGGAGGCUAG